Molecule: messenger RNA, 3040 nt
Organism: Clarias gariepinus (North African catfish)
Lineage: Eukaryota; Metazoa; Chordata; Actinopteri; Siluriformes; Clariidae
Gene: ppfibp2a
Product: PPFIA binding protein 2a
Exons: 24
Coding region: 221-2761 (846 amino acids)
Biological process (GO): neuromuscular junction development
Cellular component (GO): presynaptic active zone
Molecular function (GO): protein binding
Source: RefSeq, a predicted model, not a curated record
CGUGCUCCAAACCAGAUGCUUAGGAGCCAUAAACAACCUCCAGACAGGGGAAGAAAACCUCAAACACACACACACACACAUGCACACACACUCACAUACUGAAAGAGAGAAGACAUUGAUUAGAGCUCUGUUCAUUUCAAGGUUUAGUUCUGCAUUUACUUCCACUUUUGUUGAUGGUCCUGUACAUGAGAAGAAGCAGGCAGGAUCAUGGCCCUGAAUCAUGGAGUGUGACAUUGAACUUUACAAACAUUUUACUUGGCUUAGAAAGGUCAACCUGCAAGCGCUGGGAAACAACGAGAGCUAUCAAGAACGGCUCUGUCGACUCGAGGGAGAUAAAGAAUCACUCGUGUUACAGGUGAGUGUGUUGACAGACCAAGUGGAGGCUCAAGGAGAGAAGAUCAAGGUCCUGGAGAAUUCCCUUGAAGAGCACCAGCACAAGCUGAACUCUACCGAAGAAAUGCUGCAACAGGAGCUACUGAGAAGAACUGCGCUCGAGUCGCAGAAACUAGAUCUGACGGAUGAGGUUUCCUAUCUGAAACUGAAGCUGGUGAGCAUGGAGGAGAGGCAGAAUCACAGUGCGGAGAGACAACACAAAGCUGAGAGCGUAGUGAAUCUGAUUAGCGAGCUCCAGGAGCAGAUGUGCAGGAUUCAGCAAGAGCUCUUUUGUAAGAUCCAGGAGAAAAAAGCCGCUGAGAUCCAGGAGGAUGGAAACACCGAUGCCGACGCUUUAAUGAGUGAAUCAGUCGGGGCUGAGGAAAUGAGUGUGGAGGAGCAGAGCUCUGGAGUUUUAGGUGCUGAGGAGCUCUGUCACUGUGGGAGAGAAAGUAGCUUGCUCCAGGAACUGAGGUUGCUCAAAAAUAAAGUCGAAGAACUUGAGGAUGAAAAGUCCCAGUACGAGAGAAAACUCAAGGCCACAAAGGCAGAAAUUUCAGGCCUUCAGCAUCUUCUGCAGUGUAAGAAUGCAGAGAUCGAGAACCUUCAGGCCCAGCUCGUAUCCAGAUCCCCUGUGUCCAUUGACAAUUCAGAAAGAGAGGAGUUAUACAGGAGACGGCUCAACACCAAACAUCAAGAGCUUCUAAAAUUAAAAGCUGGAAUGGAAUUAUUAAUUGCAGCCAAUGAUGAAAAGGAUCGCCGUAUAGAGGAGCUUUCUCUUCUCCUGAGCCAUUGCAGACAAUUCAGAGACGGCAAGCCUUUAUUUCAACAGACAUCCACAGCACAAGUCAGCAGUGAGGAUGAAGAGCAAAGUGCAGCAGUGAAGACAAAAGCUCUCACCGUUAAAGCUCACUCGGAGAUGCUGUCUGGUGGAUCAUCUCCGCUUCUUAUAUGCAAAAAAACUGAUCCGAAGGAAACAGAAAGCAGUUUACAGAUGAGAAAUCUGUCCAGCAGCCACGAAGAUCUGAAAAGUGAAUCAACCCAAAAGAAUCUAACCGGGACUCCUGUAGAUCCUGCUGGCUCAGAUGAGGGGUCUCCGUCCAAACCAGAGAAUGGGAAAUGCAUCCUGAUGGACGGUAAUAAGAGCGAUGGCUCGGAGCCGAGGUCUCUGGAAGACAGCCAGGACGGAGACGUUAACCAGAGAAAGACAGAGAGAACAGAAGAGCCGAGAGCUUGCGAUCCAUCACCCACGUCGUCUGGUGUGGAUUCAGGAGAACAUUCCCCUGUCUCACAGGAAAACAUGAAGAACAACAAGAGCAUUCGCAAACUCUGGGGGAAAAUCAGGAGGACGCAGUCGGGAGGUCUGGCGUCAGGUGAUGAUCUGGAGCCCACUGAGUUUAAGAGAGGAGGAUUUAGAGCCACAGCUGGACCACGUCUGGCUCGAACCCCUGACUCGGGCCGCGCUGUUCGAGACAUGACGGUCCCGUUCUGCAACUGGACCACGGAGCAGGUGUGCGGUUGGCUGGAGGACUUUGGGCUUGGUCAGUACGUCAGCUUGGCACGUCAGUGGGUGAUCAAUGGGCAGACCCUCCUCUCCGCCACGCCGCAGGAAUUUGAGAAGGAGAUGGGAAUCAAACAUCCGCUACACAGAAAGAAACUACAGUUGGCUCUCAGAUCAUUCAACAACAGGGCGAUGGAGAAAUCCUCGGAGCUCGAUCACAUCUGGGUCACACGCUGGUUGGAUGACAUCGGCUUGCCCCAGUAUAAAGACCAGUUCUAUGAGAGCAGAGUGGAUGGCAGGGUGCUCCAGUAUCUCACUGUGAACGACCUUCUGUUCCUGAAGGUCACCAGUCAGCUCCAUCAUCUCAGCAUCAAGUGCGCCAUCCACGUCCUUCACGUGAACAAGUUCAACCCGCACUGCCUGAGGCGCAGACCAGGAGACGAGAAUAAAACCUCUCCGUCUGAGGUGGUGCAGUGGUCUAAUCACCGCGUGAUGGAGUGGCUGCGCUCGGUGGACUUGGCUGAAUACGCUCCUAAUCUCAGAGGCAGCGGCGUGCACGGAGGCCUCAUAAUCCUGGAGCCUCGGUUUACCUCGGAGACGUUGGCCAUGUUGCUGAACAUCCCUCCUCAGAAAACCCUGCUCAGACGCCAUUUAGCCACCAACUUCAGCAGUCUGGUCGGAGUUCAGGCUCAGCAGGAGAAACGCGAGUACGCCAACGCCAGCGGGCACACGCCGCUCACCACCACCGCUAAAGUCCGGCCAAAGAAGCUCAGCUUCUCCAACUUCAGCCACCUGAGGAAGCGGAGACCUGAUGAAUCAGCAGACUAUAUUUGCCCAGUAGAAAUGGGAAGCUCACUGGUUUUAAAUGGUGCGACCCACCAGCUCUAGCAAACACUUCAAUACUCCUGCAGCUUUUAGCUUCUUCUGGACUCAGACAGACUGGAUUUAAUGGAGAUCACCUGAUCAUGGACGUCCUAAUCUUCUCUCUUACGGUGAUCGGUUUGUUCAUCUUCUUCACUCGGAUGGACAGCGCAGCUCAAACCCUCGCCCAGACUGAAGGAUCCCUGCUCAAUAAUCCCGAUUUGCUCAUACAUGUCCGCCUUUUUGUCAUGUCGCUGUAACGAAUCAUCAACACGUCAACUCAUCAAUGCUUAACGCUUUCCAUAA